This is a messenger RNA of Penaeus vannamei (Pacific white shrimp), 2443 nucleotides long. Its product is annotated as adipose-secreted signaling protein. The record is from RefSeq and is a predicted model, not a curated record. Lineage: Eukaryota; Metazoa; Arthropoda; Malacostraca; Decapoda; Penaeidae.
ACGUAAACAAAGUCUCUCACUGAGGCAGGGCAGAGAGCCUGAUGUAACAACUUUGCAGACUUCAGGAGAUAGUUGCAUUCAUCACCAUGGACACAACUGACAAAAAUCAUCAUGUCCAUUUCUCCGAAGACACGGAUCAAAUGGGAAAUACAGCCAUCGCGAUAAAGGAGAAAGUGCCUGGAAAAGAGUAUGAGGCUCAUGUGGGUUUUUUACAGCUUCUUCAUCGGUACCACAUCACGGUUCUAUUACCCGUAAAGGACGCAGGCGAAGGUUACCAGACAGGCACUCAGGGCGUUUACUGCCAGACCAAAGCUCUCAGGGCAGUGGAAAAUCAAGGCCUGGAGGUGGAGCUUGAACUCAUGGCUCACAAGGAGAAGCUUUUGAAGGAGAAGGUCUUUCUGGCAAAACCUUCUGUAGGGCAGCUCCAGCUUGUCAUCUUUGCCAGGGUUCUGGGCAAAGGCAAGGGCACUCCAAUGCUGCGUGACGGCAUCAAGUGCAUAGGUGUUGAACAGGACGAAGAGUCGGAAGCCUCGGAUUGGCAGGGCUUCAACUAAGGGAGAGGAGGAGGCUUUGCCUUUCCGCACUCUAUUGUCCCAAACCAUUGUGAUACCGGAUGGGCCUUGUUUUCUCCAUGUCCUCUGAUGUACUCAAAUUAAAAGACAGAUAAAAGAGAUUAGGUUUAGUGACAAAAUAGACUGUGAUCUGAUGCUAAGGUUUUUGUUUUUGUUUUUGUUUUAGGUGUUUCCAGUAGGUAUUCUCAGGAAGAAAGAGAGGAAGAGAGAAGCCUUGAUUGUGCGUCUAGGCUAGGUUUAAUCGUGCUCAAGUUGGAACAUUUUUAUCUCAAGAGAUGUUUCAUUAGGUUGAUGUAGUCUUUAUGCUCAUAUGUUACUGUGUAAGCCUAAUUAGAAAACAGUUGAGAAUAUAUAUCUACAUAUUUAUGUCCUUUUCACACCAUAGCUGGAGAUAUUUAUUAAGUAUUUUUUAGAUGUUCUUGAUAUGAAAAAUAUUUUGAAGAAAGAUAAUGUGCUAGUUUAGAUAGAUUCUUUGUAAUGUUUAGUAUAAUUAUGUUUUAUAACUAUUACUAUAUCCAGAUCUUUAGAAAAACUCUUUCUUUUAUAGCGAUGAAUUGAUAGUAGUAUUAUGGUUUAUUAUGAACUGUGUUGUCUAUAUGAGACUAAUUCACGCAAGGGAAGCAGUUUUUAAAUGUCUCCGUAUAAGGUAAAUGGUGGCUUAGCAUCAGAAAAUUAUUUAAGAUUGAAAAAUGUUAAGAGUAAUACAAUUUAGGAAGUACUAGCAAAACAUGUAAAAUGCAACGGUAGAUAAAGUGCAAAAAACAAAAAAAAAGUCAAGAAAAUAAGAGAUUGAGUUUUAUGAAUGUAAGAAAAUUAUUAUUAUACUCAACACUGUCCUCAUUUGGUUGUCUCAAAGCCCAGUUUUAUAACACAUUAACUAUGCAAUUAGGUGAUUACAAUAACCCCCAUUGUGUAAAGAUUAAAAAACAAUAUAUAUUUAGUUAAAGGAAAUUAUAAUUUGUUUCUCCAGAUUCCAUUUUUCAUCGACCCCCUUUUCUCUUCGGUAGUUUGUAAGUAACGGGAUUGCGGUUUCCCACAGCCUUCCAUUUUUAUCCCACUUUGUAGGGUAAGCACACUUGAUUGGAUAAUUAAGAGGAUUUAUCUAAUUUGUAACAUGUUAAUAAAGAGUUACCUGAUUUCCAUCUUAUAGAUUAGAAUAAGGAAAGGAUUCAAACAAAAGCAGCUGUUUAGUAAAAGAAGUUCAUUACAUAUCCAGCUUGAUCUGAAUGUAAUAUUCAAAGGUAGGUACAAAAUAUUUAUAGUGGAAGACAUUUGUGUCGUCUUUUACAGAUUUUAUAACAAUUGGUCUAUUUAAUCCUGAUAAAGACUACAUUUUAUAUGUUAUUAGAUAGACAUUUCUCCUGAAGUGUUAGAUUGAAACUAUUGGUACUUUUGUUAUCUUUAAAGACUUGGAAAGCAUUGUUUGACGGCAGGGAAAAUAUCAACACGUGAAAAAAAUACAGUUGUAAUAGCAUUAGCAUUGUAUGCAAUAUUUUUAAAUGCAUAGUACUGAAGAGGUUGAAUAAGAAGGGAAAUUUUGUAUGUACUAAAUUAUGGAAUCGGUCAUAAAUGCAAAACAAAAGGGAGUUUGAUGGAUGGCUUAUAUUAUGUUCUAAUUUUUUAGUUUUAUGUGUCAUAUCAAUAAAUAUGAUGGUAACAUUGAAACUUAAUAUUGCACUAAUGUAAAACGUGUAUUUCACUCCUUUUGAAAACUUGUGUAUGUGAAUCCCAUUAUAAUAAUUGUGCAUAUUUACUAUGCACUUAAAUACCCAGUUUUAGAAAUGAAACGCUCAGUCAUAUUUAUAAAUGUUUCCUGUGUUUAGUUUCAUAUUAAAUGUAACCUAAUAAAUAUUUACCAAUUUUAUCAGCAU